UAUACUUUUCUUUUCUUUUUUAGAGACAGCUUACUCCCCAAAGGGGGACCACAGGAUUUCCAAGCCAAAAAUGAAAAACAUUUGUUUUCAUUAAAAAGAAAAUGUGGUGCAGGCUGAUUGAGAGUUUCCCUCCUAUGAUUCUCUUGAUAGUUUAUCUACUAUCAUUUCAGACUCAGGAUACAGUUGCAGCACACACUAAGCUAAAAGGAUUGCCAUCCCAGAGAACAAGAAGACAAGCUGGAGCUCCUACACCGACUGACUGUCGGCUGGGCCAGUGGUCAGAAUGGACUGAAUGUUUUCCUUGUCAAGAAAAAAAACACAGAUACAGAACUUUACUACAUCCAGCCAAAUAUAAGGGGAGAAUUUGUGCUGGCAGUCUUUGGGAAGAAGUAGCAUGCCGCCCAACAGGAACAUGUGCCCAAAGCCAAGAAUGUGGAACAGAUUUUCAGUGUGAGGAGACUGGCCGUUGCCUUAAACGCCACCUUGUAUGCAAUGGAGAGCCAGACUGUAGAGAUGAAUCUGAUGAGGCUGGCUGUGAGGAUGUUGAAAGAUUCUGUGAUGAUGAUCUACUUCCAGUCCCAGGAAUCAGUAAAGCAGCUCAGGGGUACAACAUACUUACACAAAAAAGAUUGCAGCUGGUUUAUGAUCCUACCUACUAUGGGGGCCAGUGUGAAUCUGUCUAUAAUGGGGAAUGGCGAGAGCUCAAAUAUGAUGCUGCAUGUGAACGCUUGUACUAUGGGAAUGAUGAGAAAUAUUUUCGAAAGCCAUACAACGUUCAUUUCUAUCAGUUUCUAGCACAUGCUGAUUCUGGCUUUUCUUCAGAGUACUAUGAUGAUGCAAAAGACUUAUUGAAAGCCCUGAAAGAGGAUUCCUCUGGAGGCAUAGGCGUUACAGUGGGCAUAGGCCCUGCUAAGGGGCCUGUCUCAUUGGACCUUGGUUACAGCGCGUCAUGGGAAGAGGGAACCCUGAAAAAUUUUACACAGUAUGCAGCAAAGAAUGUAGGAUUUAUUCGAGCACUUACCAAAGUACAAACAGCCCAUUUCAAGAUGAGAAGAGAGGAUAUAUUCCUGGAUGAAGACAUGCUUCAGUCUCUGAUGGAGCUUCCAGAUCAGUACAACUAUGGACUGUAUGCCAAAUUUAUAAAUGACCAUGGCACCCACUUCAUGACAUCGGGGACAAUGGGAGGCAUCUUUGAAUACAUUCUUGUUGUUAACAAAGAUGAAAUGAGGAAAAAAGAGGUUACAAGCAGCAUGAUAAGCUUCUGUAGUGGUUUAUCAGUAGGCAUUUCACUUAAAACUGCGGAGGCAGACAUAACACUUGGGGCCAGGGUGUCCUCUGAAGAAUGUUCAAAAGAAGGAGACCAAGCACAAGAUGGUUCCAAAACAAAGUCCGUCAUAGAGGAUAUUAUUCCCCGGAUUCGUGGUGGAGACACUGCAUCAGCUAGUAGGCUCUUGGGAAGCUGGGACGCCAAUGCAUACCGUUACUGGGGGAGGUCAUUAAAACUUAAUCCCACUGUUAUUGAUUUUGAGCUACAGCCCAUACAUGAAAUACUGCGUAGGACCAAGCUUGCCUAUAUUGAAACCAAAAGGAGAAAUCUGAAAAGGGCAUUAGAUGAAUACUUAACUGAGUUCAAUACCUGUCGCUGUGGUCCUUGCCAAAACAAUGGUGAACCAAUGCUGAUUGGGUCCUCCUGUAUUUGUGAGUGCCAGCAGGGCUCGCAGGGUGCAGCGUGUGAGAACACAAGGCGAGCAGGUUCUCCAGUACAUGGUAUGUGGAAUUGCUGGACACCUUGGACUCCCUGUCAGUCUCAGUCUCGGAGGCGAACAAGGCAGUGUACCAACCCUGCUCCUCAAAAUGGUGGGACAGUGUGUGCAGGCAGAAAUGUACAAACAGAGGCAUGCUAGCCAUGAAUGGAUUAAUGGAUUCUGCUGCCAAAUAGAAAAAAACCCUAUGUGUCGAUGAUGAUUCAUGCACAGUAAAAAGCUUUGUCAUAUGUAUGCUAUGCUCCUAGGAAGUGCUCUAACAUAGUGGAAAGAGUAAGUGAAAUUCUUGAAGAUGAGCUGUGCUGUGUAAUGGUAUGAUAUGUCAACUAUGGUGCCUGAGAAAUAGAAUCAAUAGAUGUUACUGUAGUAAACAGAUGAUUUUGCCAUAAAACAAGAAUACAAAUUGAGGGGAAAGGAACUCAAAUGAGCACUGCUGGUCUCACACGGAUACUGAAAAUGAGGCCCAAAUCACAUAAUUAUCUUAACCAGUUAAUAUGUUUGUCAGCUCUGGAUGGGGAAAUUCAUGGAUGUUUAGGAAUGGAGCCUGGGGAGGGAGCUCAGCAGGGAUGUGAUGCUAUAGGUCCACCAUAUGAAGUUGCCAUUUUCUUCAGGUAGCUGAUUUGUGUAGUCUGGAGAUCAGUCAGAAUUCCAAGAGAACUCCAGCCUCAUCUGGAGGUAGGCAUCUCUACCAGUUAGAGGCAUGGGCAGAGUUUUGGUGGUGUGCCUUAGGAUGUCUAUGAUUUCUUCCAACAUGAGACUCUCCUGCAAUCAAAAUCACUAUGGCCAGCUCAUUUUCCAAUUGCAAUGGUGUAGUAAAUGGAGGGUGAAGAGCAAGCAAUCACACCAAUAUUUUACCAAUACUAGAAUGGAUAUAAAAUGAAUUUGCCCUGAGUCCAAGGUAAAUUUCCUGCUUGAUUCACAGUAUCAUGUAGUAACUAUUUCGGGGACACAUCUAGGCAAACUGGACAUCUAAGAGUUUCACCAACAUUCUGAUUUAGCCAUCACCAAAUGAUCCAUUAAUAGUGGAGUGCUAAACAGAGAGCAAAUCCUAUGGUGGACAGCUCUGAAACUCACCUUACUACUUCAGUUUCCUAUCUGGGGUCCUCAAAAAACUCACUGCUAAUGUGUGUGGGGGUGUGUGUCGUAAGUGGUCACAUAUAUCAUAGAUUGACCAGUAAAAAUCGGCAGCCUUAGAGGACACUGUUGAGGUGUCAAAUCCUCUUCAUUUCACGUAGGCUCAUACUGAGGGUCUACAUACCCACAGCAAAUUCUGAGCAGACGUAAAACACAGAUUCAGUCUUCAGCUGAAAUGUACUAAUUUCUAAAGCAAAACAGUUCUCAUUAUACUGGUAGAGUAAUAUCAUACAGCAAAUCUACAAUGGUGCCUGUAUAUUUUAUGCUUGUUCUAAGUGCAAUUGAAUUUUCUUGGGUAGCUCUAGUUUUCUAGGGAUUAGUCUUCUCGGUCUUCACUACCUAUAAGGAUGCUGGAGGGUGGUGUACUCUUUCUUUUCUGUCUUUCCAUAUGGUACAACAAACAUUUUCACAUCUCAAGGGAUUCAACACUAGUACGUGGGCUAAAAUUCAAUAUAAAUGUUUGGGCAAUCAAAUCAAAGUAGAUAUGAAAUUCUGAAAGUAGAAAUGCACUUAUUUUUUUAAAAAAGUGGAUGAAUCGAAAUAUUAGAUGUAAUAAAGUAAAUAAAGCAUUUUUAAAACUAUA
Messenger RNA from Eublepharis macularius, 3480 nucleotides. It is a transcript of the gene C8A, whose product is annotated as complement C8 alpha chain. The transcript is spliced from 11 exons. NCBI's taxonomy places the organism in Eukaryota, Metazoa, Chordata, Lepidosauria, Squamata, Eublepharidae. Gene Ontology annotation, cellular component: membrane attack complex. The record is from RefSeq and is a predicted model, not a curated record. Gene Ontology annotation, molecular function: protein binding. Gene Ontology annotation, biological process: immune response. The coding region runs from base 102 to 1904 and encodes 600 amino acids.